Lasiosphaeria miniovina is the source of this 231-nucleotide messenger RNA. RefSeq lists its product as uncharacterized. NCBI's taxonomy places the organism in Eukaryota, Fungi, Ascomycota, Sordariomycetes, Sordariales, Lasiosphaeriaceae. The record is from RefSeq and is a predicted model, not a curated record. The annotation marks the transcript as partial. The transcript has a single exon.
AUGCCACAUUCCGACACUGCAUCUCGUGUUCAAGCCCUUACUUUACAAGCCCUCGGGUGGAAAAAUGAAGAUAUUGAGAAGCUGACUGGCAUUAAAGCGAGGGCCCUCAACAAGCUACUUGACCGUGCUAUCGAACGUGGAUUUGAGCCUAGCAAACUCCGGAUCCAAGAUUCAUAUGUUGCGAAUUCCCCCAAAUCCGGCCGGCCACAGAAGCAAGAGGCCUCCGAAGAA